AUGACCUGCAAAAACCGCAAAAGUCAACUUGAUGACAAGUAUCAUCUACAUUUUGGGUUUGGUUUUGAUUCCAAGAACAACGAUUACAAGGUCAUUAGACUCAUGAUUCUUCGCGCUGAACAAGAUACCCCUCAUGUUGAGGUGUACUCUCUUGUUUCUCGUUCUUGGAGAAUUAUUGAUGUUACAGUUCCUCCAUUUUUCAUUUGUCAUUUACGCCAUUGGUUUACCCCUGUAACUGUGAAUGGGGCGGUACACUGGGUUGUUGGUCGUUGGAGAUGUGAUGGUUCAUGGUACAAAUCUAUUUUGUCAUUUGAUGUAAUUGAAGAGACAUUUGGAGAAUUAAUGUUACCACAACAGUCGAGGAAGGUUGAGUCAACAUUACUUGCUGUGGAAGGAGGCCAUUCGCUUUCCGUGGUGAAUCAUUUUAUGAAAAGGAGCCGACGGGUGUUCAGUGUUUGGGUGAUGAAAAAAUAUGGUAUUAUCGAGUCAUGGACUGAAGUAUUCCAAUGUGAUUCAGAAUGUUAUGGGGGCGUAUUAGACAUAUUAGCUCUAACUAGUGGUGGAAAAGUGGUUGUGAGACUUGCAAGUGAAGUUAUUACUUUAAUUGAUCCAAUCAAUGGAUCGUUGGAGCCUGUGGGACGUCAGGGAUAUUCUGAAGCUUAUGUUGGAUCUUAUGUUGAGAGUUUGUUCCUAAUAAACAAAGAACCUGAUGUUUUGUCUUUCUAA
Molecule: messenger RNA, 726 nt
Organism: Neltuma alba
Lineage: Eukaryota; Viridiplantae; Streptophyta; Magnoliopsida; Fabales; Fabaceae
Product: F-box/kelch-repeat protein At3g06240-like
Exons: 1
Coding region: 1-726 (241 amino acids)
Source: RefSeq, a predicted model, not a curated record